Molecule: messenger RNA, 2668 nt
Organism: Populus trichocarpa (black cottonwood)
Lineage: Eukaryota; Viridiplantae; Streptophyta; Magnoliopsida; Malpighiales; Salicaceae
Product: protein NPGR2
Exons: 6
Coding region: 339-2564 (741 amino acids)
Molecular function (GO): protein binding
Source: RefSeq, a predicted model, not a curated record
ACUUCCCCCACUUUACCUUCCAUUACAAUCAUGUUCUGUGGUUGAUUUUCUGUUGCAAAUAAGUCAUCUGGGUGGUUUAGCUGGACUUUUCUUGUUUUUGAGCUUUCUACUCCCUUUCUACUUUUCUUUAGCCUGUAGGGUGCUGAGGCCUGGGUGGUUUAUUUAUGUGGUGGGCUUUGGUGAAGAAGAAUUCAAAUUUAUUGGCUGGUUUUGCAUUUCAAGUGAUAAUUUGGAUGCUCGAAUUCUCAGUUUUGUGGUUUCAAGGGCUUGAAAUGUGUUAAGCGAUAAUAAGACUUUUAAGUCAUGGUUGAUUAGGAUGGCAAUGGUAAUGAAACGUUAUGAGACUUAAGAAUUGGAUAAAAAGGCGGGGACUUGGCAUCAGAGGGAGAUUGUGGAAGAUGAUGAAGUGUAUACGUUCCGGGGAGCAGCUAAGAUUAGAUGACAUGGCUUCUUCUUCAGAGUCCUUGGCAACUCGGGACUAUUCGGCCAGUUAUUCAUCACGAGCUGCUGAGGCAGAUAUAAAGAUCGAGAAUAGCAACAUUGAAGAAGCAGAGUCAUCCCUUCGUGAGAGUGGUUAUCUCAACUAUGAGGAAGCAAGAGCAUUAUUGGGAAGGCUCGAGUAUCAAAAAGGAAAUAUAGAAGGAGCACUUCAUGUGUUUGAAGGAAUCGACAUUGCUUCUGUGACUUCUAAGAUUAAAGUCUCCCUUUCUAGAAGAUGUGAACAAAACCGACGCCGUUCUCAAAGUGAUGCUGCGCCACCCAUGUCGAUGCAUGCUAUUAGUUUACUUCUUGAAGCUAUUUAUCUCAAAGUAAAAUCAUUGCACGGUCUGGGACGGUUUGAAGAAGCUGCUCAGUCAUGCAAAGUGAUUUUGGACACUCUUGAGUCUGCAUUACCAGAAGGCAUACCAGAAAGUGUUUCUGCAGAUUGGAAGCUACAGGAUAUUCUAAACAAAGCUGUUGAAUUGCUUCCUGAGUUAUGGAAACUUGCUGGGUCUCUCCAAGAAGCUAUCUUGUCAUAUCGGAGGGCUCUCCUAUAUAAUUGGAAUCUGAAUAUGGAGACCACAGCUAAGUUAGAAAAGGAAUUUGCUGUUUUUCUGUUGUAUAGCGGUUGUGAUGCAAGCCCUCCUAAUCUCCGUUCACAGGUGGAUGGAUCUUUUGUACCAAGAAACAAUAUAGAAGAGGCUAUUCUUCUGUUGUUGCUUCUAUUAAGAAAAUUUGCCGCAAAAAAGAUUGAGUGGGACCCGACAAUCAUGUACCACCUUUCUUUUGCACUAUCUGUUUCAGGGGAACAGAGAGCAUUGGCCCAUCAGGUGGAAGAGUUGCUUCCAGGGAUCAUGGAAAGGAGAGAAAGAUAUAGCAUUCUUGCUCUCUGUUACCAUGGAGAGGGUGAGCAAAUGAUUGCUUUGAAUCUUUUGAGGAAUUUGCUGAAUAACAGAGAGAACCCAGACUGUGUUUUGGAAUUAUUAUUAGCUUCAAAAAUUUGUGCAACGAAUAUGAUUUGUGUGGACGAAGGGAUAACUUAUGCUUGCAAAGCGCUCUCUAAAUUGCGUGGAAGAUGCGACCAGAUGGCAAGUGUUGCAAACUGCUUACAGGGUAUUUUACUGUCAACUCAAUCCAGAUCAGUUGCUUCUGAUACAGAGAGAAUUUCUAAACAAACUGAAGCGCUUGAGGUGCUGGAAAGUGCUGAAACAAUAAUGAGAGAAAGAGACCCGUCUAUCAUAUUCCAUCUCAGUCUAGAAAAUGCUGAGCAGAGAAAGUUGGAUACUGCCCUUUACCAUGCAAAGCAGCUUUUAAAACUUGAGGCUGGGUCUAAUGUUAGAAGUUAUAUCCUUAUGGCGCGAAUAUUGUCAGCUCAAAAACAGUUUGUUGAUGCAGAGAAUGUAAUUAAUGCUGCUCUAGAUCAAACUGGGAAGUGGGAUCAAGGAGAGCUGUUGCGGACAAAAGCUAAACUCCAAAUUGCACAGGGGAAAUUACAGAAUGCAAUAGAUACCUACAUUUAUCUGCUUGCUAUUGUCCAAGUUCGAACUAAAAGCUCAGGUUCUGGCAAGAAGCUGCCAAAGAAUCGGAGAAACAGUGAUCGGAGUUUGGAAAUGGAAACAUGGCAUGAUCUGGCUAAUUUGUACACAAGUUUGUCAAAGUGGCGGGAUGCUGAGGCCUGUCUUUCAAAAUCCAAGAUUAUCAGUCCAUAUUCUGCUUCAAGAUGGCACUCAACAGGUUUACUCUAUGAAGCAAAGGGCUUGCAUCAAGAAGCUCUGAAAGCAUUCAGGGCAGCAUUAGAUGUGGAACCCAACCAUGUCCCAAGCUUGGUAUCCACUGCCUGUAUCCUCAGACGACUAGGCAGUCAGUCAAUACCAAUUAUCAGAAGCUUUCUCACUGAUGCUAUUCGACUUGACAAAACAAACCAUUCUGCAUGGUACAACCUUGGACUACUCUACAAGGCUGAUGUCAGUGCAUCAGCACUUGAGGCUGUCGAAUGCUUUGAGGCUGCAGCGUUUCUGGAAGAUUCUGCGCCAGUUGAGUCCUUCAGAUUACGACCUGAUCUUGAAGCACAUUUUGCUCCGUAAGCCCAUAUGUAUGUAGAUGUGUAUUAUUACUCAAAAAUACUUGUUUGACUUACUCUAGUUGAAUGAUGUAAUGUAAAAGUUAAUUUUAUUUGUUUUUCUAGCAA